CUUUUUUUGAAUUGCGUGUUAAUUUUGGGAACAAUUCCUCAUGGAGAAUGCAGUCAAUGAACUAAUUAACUUGCCUGUUGCAGCUUUCAACGCGGAGAGAGGAUCGCACUGAGGCUGAAGGUUUCUUCAGUGUACAACUCCUCUGCCUACUGUGAUAUCCAAGUCAAGAGGGGAGAGAAAUCCGCUUUUUCUUCGCAUCUGCCUUUUUCCUCCACUAUCAGACUUUUUGUUUGAAAACUGCCGAUCUAUGUCAGCCUCCUGAAAGCACCCCAGGUAUCGUGCAUGAAAGCGCCGCAAUCAAAGAAGAGCGGACCAGCUCGGAAUCUCUGGGGCUAAAAGAGAACUCUUCAGAAAUCCUAAAACAAGCAUGCCGCGGAGGAAACAGCAAGCACCCAGGCGCGCAGCAGCCUAUGUUCCUGAUGAGCUGAGGGAGGCUGCUCUGUUGGACGAGGAUGUGGAAGCAGAUGACUCAGCUGCUGAGGAGGAACCCCCAGUUAAGUACAUGUGUUCAGAGAAGGACUUCCUCAUCAAAGACGGCCAGGGCUACCAGGGGUCCCCGGCAGCCGAGUUCUCCAGCCAUGAGAUGGACAGUGAAUCGCACCUCAGCGAGUCCAGUGACCGCAUGUCCGAUUUUGAGAGCGCUUCUGUGAAAAAUGAGGAGGAAAUGGCCAAAGAGCCCUUGACCACAGCCACGCCCAGUGAGGAUGCUCCACAGGGUCCAGACAGCUUGGAGCAGAUGAAGGCCAUCUAUACCAGCUUCCUGACCAACUCCUACUGGUCAUCCCUUAGCCUGAAUCUCACCCAGCCUGCCACAGAGAAGCCACAGCGGAGCAGCAGCAGUAGUAGUAGCAGCAGCAGCAGCAGCUGUGGCAGCGGCAGCUAUGACUGGCACCAGUCCGCAGUGGCGAAGACCCUGCAGCAGGUGUCUCAGAGUCGGCUUCACCCUGAGCCCAGUCUCUUCAGCACCGUGCAGCUCUAUCGCCAGAGCACCAAACUAUACGGCUCUAUCUUCAGUGGUGCCAGCAAGUUCCGUUGCAAGGACUGCAGUGCUGCGUACGACACUCUAGUUGAGCUGACAGUGCAUAUGAAUGAAACUGGGCACUAUCGCGAUGAUAACCAUGAGACAGACAGCAAUGGCACCAAACGAUGGUCCAAACCACGCAAACGCUCCCUCCUGGAGAUGGAGGGAAAAGAGGAUGCUCAGAAAGUCCUCAAGUGCAUGUACUGCGGCCAUUCUUUUGAGUCUUUACAGGACCUCAGCGUCCAUAUGAUCAAGACCAAACACUACCAGAAAGUGCCUCUCAAGGAGCCCGUAACCCCUGUGGCCGCCAAAAUUAUCUCAUCUGCCCGAAAGAGGGCACCCAUAGAGUUAGACCUCCCCAGCUCCCCAGACUCCUCAGCAGGAACCCCGAAACCCUCGUUGACAGACACCAGUGAUGUCCUACAGAAGGCCUCCAAUCCCUACAUCACCCCCAACAACCGCUAUGGACAUCAAAAUGGUGCCAGCUAUGCCUGGCAGUUUGAGUCACGGAAGUCACAGAUCCUCAAAUGUAUGGAGUGUGGAAGCUCUCAUGACACUCUGCAGGAGCUUACUGCCCACAUGAUGGUAACAGGCCACUUCAUAAAGGUGACCAACUCAGCUAUUAAGAAAGGAAAGCCCAUCAUGGAGUCCCCACCUAUGCCCAUGCCAUCUACUCCUGCUGAGGAGAAAGUCCAGUCAGUGCCGCUGGCCGCCACUGCAUUCUCCCCUCCACCUGUGCCCCCACCCACCAGCAUCUCACCCAAGCUGUCUGCAGAGAUAAAGAAGGAGGAGAAAGAAGUGGAGUGCACAAAGGAGGUUGGCAGCAAAGACAAGAAGAUGAAUGAUGAAGAGGAGGAGAAAUUUGACAUCUCCUCCAAAUACCACUACCUAACAGAAGAAGACCUCGAGGAGAGUCCAAAGGGGGGGUUUGACAUCCUCAAGUCACUGGAGAACACUGUUACGUCAGCUAUCAACAAAGCACAGAAUGGUGCCCCCAGCUGGGGGGGUUACCCCAGUAUCCAUGCGGCAUACCAGCUGCCCAACAUUAUGAAGCUUUCUCUGGGCUCAGGGAAAAACUCUCCGUUGAAGUACAUGUUUACAGGAGGAGAGGUCCUGUCCCCCACCAAAAGCCAACCUCUGAUCUCCCCUCCCAGCAGCCAGACCUCUCCUCUGCCCAAAAAUAACUUUCAUGCCAUGGAGGAACUGGUAAAGAAAGUCACUGAGAAAGUGGCUAAAGUGGAAGAGAAGAUGAAGGAGCCUGAGGUGAAGGCCUCCCCCCUGAGGCAUGCCACACCCUCCCCCUGCAGUAGUGAAGCUGGGGAGUCAAUUAGAGGGGACUCUCCCAAAGAAAGGCGUGCUAAAACCCCAGAGAGCAGUGGAGGCAGCCACAAAGAUCCUAACAGUGACACCCUGGCUAAAGAGUCACUGGAGAAUGGAACAGACUCUGUGAAGCUCCCUGCCUCCACUCUGUGUGGCAGUACUGCCAUUAUUACCGACCACCCACCUGAACAACCCUUCGUCAACCCAUUGAGUGCACUUCAGUCUGUUAUGAAUGUGCACCUAGGCAAAGCUGCCAAACCAGCCUUGCCUGCACUAGACCCCAUGAGCAUGCUCUUCAAAAUGAGCAACAGCUUGGCCGAAAAGGCUGCAGUCGCCACCCCACCCGUGCAGACCAAAAAAACUGAGCAUUUGGACCGCUAUUUCUAUCAUGUCAACAAUGACCAGCCAAUAGAUUUGACGAAAGGCAAGAGUGACAAAAGCUGCUCUUUGGGUUCAGCUCUCCUGUCAUCCACGUCGACUUCGUCGUCUGCCUCUCCCUCAUCUGCUGUGACAACGGCAAAGACAUCUGCAGUCGUGUCAUUCAUGUCAAAUUCUCCACUGCGUGAGAAUGCCCUGUCAGACAUCUCUGACAUGCUGAGGAACCUGACAGAGAGUCACACGUCAAAGUCCUCCACACCUACCAGCCUGUCGGAGAGGUCCGACGUGGAGGGCGCGACCCUGGAGGAGGCAGAGGAGAGCUCCCCAGCCCAGAAACGCAAAGGCCGACAGUCCAACUGGAAUCCCCAGCACCUGCUGAUCUUGCAGGCUCAGUUUGCUGCCAGCCUACGGCAAACAUCUGAGGGGAAGUACGUCAUGUCAGACCUCAGCCCUCAAGAACGGAUGCACAUCUCCCGGUUCACCGGCCUGUCCAUGACCACCAUCAGCCAUUGGCUGGCAAAUGUCAAGUACCAGCUGAGGAGGACAGGUGGGACCAAGUUCCUGAAAAACCUGGACUCUGGUCACCCUGUGUUCUUCUGUAAUGACUGCGCCUCCCAGAUUCGUACCCCCUCCACAUACAUCAACCACUUGGAGUCACACCUGGGCUUUAGGCUGAGGGACCUGGCCAAGCUGUCCGGUGACCAACUCAGCAGCCAGAUUGCACGGCACACCAAGGGCCUGUCUGAGAAACUGCUCUCUACCCCCUCCCCAUCCCCCUCCCCUGAGGACGAGGGCAAUGGCACCUCCUACCAGUGCAAGCUCUGCAACCGGACGUUUGCAAGCAAACACGCCGUUAAGCUACACCUCAGCAAGACCCACGGAAAGUCUCCUGAGGAUCACCUCCUAUACGUUUGUGAGAUGGAAAAGCAGUAGCGCCAUCCUGGGACUCAUUGUGCGUUUCCUCUGUCUCUUCUUUUAAGUGACAUUUUUAAAAAAAAAAGGAAACAAAAAAAAACAUGAAAGAAAAAAAAAAAACUGCACAAAGAUGCCAUAAAACUACUGUUUAGUUUCGGCACAUGGUCUUGAUUUAUCUCCAGAGGAGACUUGCUCUGGCCCAAAACCUUUUUCCCUUUUUUUUUUAAAAGAUCUUUCCUUUCUAACUGUACAGUGUUUAAUAUAGAGGCGCUGCAUAAUCAGCUGUUGUUACUGGUAAAAAAAUGAAGGAAAAAAAAGAACAUUUAAAAUGAAGUGGUAUGUGUUUGGAAUUUGUGUAAAUUGGAUUUAGUUUCUUUGCAUCCUCGAGAUGCAUUAAGCUGCAUGCGUUAAUGGACAAUUUAGUUAAGCAUUUAAUAACUAAAUCUGGUGCACUUUUCUUUUCUCUUUUUGUUAAUGUGACCUAAGUGUGCUGGUAUCAGCAUCUAACAUUUAACCCUCUGAGUACGGCAAAGCACUUCGACAUUAAGUUUUCCAAAACCAAUAUUAAGGAGAAAUGAAUGAGAUAAAAAAUUGGCCUAAUUAUUCAAUACAAGAAUAUACACAAAGACAACAGUCCAACAUUCAAUUCUUGUACAGGUGUAUAUGUUGCAUAUGGGUGUAUGAAUCCAAAACUGCAGUCUUGAUUUUCAUUGAUUCAGGGGCCUUUAUGAAUUCAGGUCUAUGUAAAAAUGUAUAUAUAAAAAUAUAAACCAG
Molecule: messenger RNA, 4408 nt
Organism: Megalops cyprinoides (Indo-Pacific tarpon)
Lineage: Eukaryota; Metazoa; Chordata; Actinopteri; Elopiformes; Megalopidae
Gene: tshz3b
Product: teashirt zinc finger homeobox 3b
Exons: 3
Coding region: 368-3652 (1094 amino acids)
Biological process (GO): regulation of transcription by RNA polymerase II
Cellular component (GO): nucleus
Molecular function (GO): DNA binding; DNA-binding transcription factor activity, RNA polymerase II-specific
Source: RefSeq, a predicted model, not a curated record